This is a messenger RNA of Hipposideros armiger (great roundleaf bat), 1244 nucleotides long. It is a transcript of the gene SNRPA1, whose product is annotated as small nuclear ribonucleoprotein polypeptide A'. The coding region runs from base 96 to 863 and encodes 255 amino acids. Gene Ontology annotation, molecular function: protein binding; U2 snRNA binding. The transcript is spliced from 9 exons. Gene Ontology annotation, biological process: mRNA splicing, via spliceosome. Gene Ontology annotation, cellular component: U2 snRNP. The record is from RefSeq and is a predicted model, not a curated record. NCBI's taxonomy places the organism in Eukaryota, Metazoa, Chordata, Mammalia, Chiroptera, Hipposideridae.
UUGGUGCUGCCUGGCGACGGGCGCGGGGCAGGCCGGGAUCUCCGUGUGGCGGGAGGCAGCCGGUGUUCCGCGCACCGGGAGCGGGAGGCGGCAGUAUGGUGAAACUGACGGCGGAGCUGAUCGAGCAGGCGGCGCAGUACACCAACGCCGUGCGGGACCGCGAGCUGGACCUGCGGGGGUAUAAAAUUCCUGUCAUUGAAAAUCUCGGUGCAACCUUAGACCAGUUUGAUGCUAUUGAUUUUUCUGACAAUGAAAUCAGGAAACUGGAUGGUUUUCCUUUAUUGAGAAGACUGAAAACAUUGUUAGUGAACAACAAUAGAAUAUGCCGUAUAGGUGAGGGACUUGAUCAGGCUCUGCCCUGUCUCACGGAACUCAUUCUCACCAACAAUAGUCUUGUGGAACUGGGUGAUCUGGACCCUUUGGCAUCUCUCAAAUCACUGACUUAUCUGAGUAUUCUAAGAAAUCCUGUAACAAAUAAGAAGCAUUAUAGGCUGUAUGUAAUUUAUAAAGUUCCACAAGUCAGAGUACUGGAUUUCCAGAAGGUGAAACUAAAAGAGCGUCAGGAAGCAGAGAAAAUGUUCAAGGGCAAACGGGGUGCACAGCUUGCAAAGGAUAUUGCCAGGAGAAGCAAAACUUUCAAUCCAGGUGCUGGUUUGCCAACUGACAAAAAGAAAGGUGGGCCGUCUCCAGGGGAUGUAGAAGCAAUCAAGAAUGCCAUAGCGAAUGCAUCGACUCUGGCUGAAGUGGAACGGCUGAAGGGCUUGCUGCAAUCUGGCCAGAUACCUGGCAGAGAACGCAGAUCAGGCCCCACCGAUGAUGAUGAAGAGGAGAUGGAAGAAGAUCCGGUCACAAAUGGGUCCUGAGCUGUGAGGCCUGAGUCCGUACAGGAUGUAUAUAUAACAUGUCCACUUGGGGCGCGUCCUGGUUUUGGAACAUGGAAGGAUAGCCUUGUUUGUGUCAGCAGAAAGGAGUUCGUGAUCAUUGCUGAAAUGCCUCAAACAGCUGCUGGAAAUUUUUAAUAGGAAUCUUGAAAUCUAAAUGCCAGUUUUCUACAAAUAGUAAAAAUAGAGGGCACGCACUGUGACCAAGUUGCGUGUCAUUGCAGGGGGUGGGGGGGUGCACUGAGGUAUAUGGACAGGUCUGAGUCAGAAAUGGAGGAGGGCGUCAUUUCUGUGCAGGCUGCCCAGUCCUCUAUAAAACGUUUAGAUUUUUAAAUUCUUAAUAAAACUCAAGAUUGCCCGUGA